GACGCCCCGGGCUGGAGGAACCGAGCAAAGGCGGAGAGGAGACCUGGAGCCCGGCUGGACUGAGAAACAGAGCAGAUCGUCUGGACGGAGAGAGAAAAAAGGCAGCGGAUAAGCGGGGUGAGGCGCCCUUGGAGAGGAGGGGACGAAACAUUAGAAAAGGCGGCUGAAGGGGAACAAGAGCCAGGCAGAGAGAGAAAGAGAGCCUCUGUCCCUGUGCCUUCCUGGCCGGGACAUGAGGAAGUGGGUGCCACCCAACCAAACCCAGAGCAGCCUGCUACGCACCCCAGCCAGAGCUCAUCAUGGCUCCGAGAAGCCCCCGUGCGAACACGUGCCUCUUUGCUGCCUGCCUGUGCCUUUGGAGAGGGACUUUGAGCCAUAAUUUCCUAGGGCCGAAGGUACUGCCGGAACCUGCUCCCAACACGGUGUGCAUGGCCCUUCCUUGGCUGAGCCAGCGCCAGCUUGGACUGUGUGCCCGCAACCCUGAAGCGAUGGCCUCCGCUCUGCAGGGCAUCCACCUUGCCGUCCAUGAGUGCCACCACCAGCUGCAAGAGAGGCGUUGGGAUUGCUCCGAUUUGAAAAGCGGUGACACCAUGCUUCUCAACAGUGCCAUUCUUAAGAGAGGCUUCCGGGAAAGUGCCUUUGCUUUCUCCCUGCUGGCGGCUGGUGUGACACACGCGGUGGCCACAGCUUGUAGCCUUGGUGAGCUGCAGAGCUGUGGUUGCGCCAGUCCGGGUGCUGAGGACCAGAAGCUGAAGCUUAGUCAACUUCAGACACUAAGCCAGAGCAAGGGCCUCCUCCCUGCAGCAACUUCCUCAUGGGGAGAACCUGGUCUCCAGGACACCUGGGAAUGGGGCGGCUGCAGCGCCGACUUCGGCUAUGCCCAGAGAUUUGCCCGGCACUUCUUGUAUCCUCUAGGGAAGCCACGAGAUGCUCAUGCCCGGAUGCAGCUUCACAGCCACCGUGUGGGCAGGAAGGUUGUGUCCGAGCUGGGUCAGCGGAGAUGUAAAUGUCACGGCCCCUCAGGAAGCUGUCAGUUCCGGACAUGUUGGUUGGCUGCACCUGAGUUUCGGAGCGUGGCCUUUAACCUGAGGGAGCGAAUGGACCAUGCUAUACUCCUGAGGCCACACAACAGCAACUCGGGAGCCUUCCGCCCCCAUCUUCACAGGUCCCGUCUGGCCAAGCACCUCAUCUUCUAUGAGCCCUCACCGGAUUUUUGCGAGCCCGACCCAAGCCUGGGAUCUCCAGGCACCCACGGACGCCCUUGCAUCAAGGGUAGCCCUCGGCCCAAUGGCUGCAGCAGCUUGUGCUGUGGGCGUGGCCACAACAUGCUACAGGAGAUGCAACCACAGCAUUGCCAUUGCCGUUUCCACUGGUGCUGUCAUGUGCAAUGUGAUGAGUGCCCUGCCAUGCAGUCAAUCAGCAUCUGCAAAUGAAUUUGGCAGGGCGGACACUCUAGAGACACAGACCAUAUCUGCCGGACCACAUCCAGCUGGACCACAAAUUGUAGCCUGUUGCAAAGUCAGGUGGCAUCAGAAAGCAAGGAAAUUUUGGACAGCAUCAUACUCAUAGGGACAGUACCUGCCAGAGAUGAUUCCUGUCAGCGAUCUACACUUUCCCUGGCUCUGCCACAUGGCAUGCAGUGUGCACAAUGACUUGGACUCUUGAUGCUAUAACAAGGUAUCGGCUACAAAGCAGAACAGCACCUGCAAAUUAGUGGCAAUUGGAUGAUGGUGUGGAACUGUCUGUGAGGCGCUGUCACCUUAUGUGGACCGCAUUUUUCAAAAGGAAUGACUUCCCAGCAAACUACCAUUUUAAAAAUGGGGGGGGGGGUGAGGAGGCAGUAAAUUCUUUAGGCUGUGUAGCCUGUUGUCCUGCUCCUCAAACUCCUGCUGCAGAACAGAAUCUGCAAAAAUGUAUUAGUGGUAAAAAGUUGUGGCUUUGGGCUGGUACCUCCAGGUCUUGUACAAGAGAGUGUGCAGACCCCAAGUUGGGCCGCUACAGGUUCCAGAACUCCAGUCCAUCUAGCAUAGAGGAACUUCAGACAU
Molecule: messenger RNA, 2045 nt
Organism: Sphaerodactylus townsendi
Lineage: Eukaryota; Metazoa; Chordata; Lepidosauria; Squamata; Sphaerodactylidae
Gene: WNT10B
Product: Wnt family member 10B
Exons: 5
Coding region: 300-1433 (377 amino acids)
Biological process (GO): neuron differentiation; cell fate commitment; multicellular organism development
Cellular component (GO): extracellular region
Molecular function (GO): frizzled binding; cytokine activity
Source: RefSeq, a predicted model, not a curated record